Mangifera indica (mango) is the source of this 1228-nucleotide messenger RNA. RefSeq names its product signal recognition particle receptor subunit beta-like. Gene Ontology annotation, molecular function: GTP binding. The transcript is spliced from 6 exons. The coding region runs from base 173 to 961 and encodes 262 amino acids. Gene Ontology annotation, cellular component: signal recognition particle receptor complex. The record is from RefSeq and is a predicted model, not a curated record. Gene Ontology annotation, biological process: protein targeting to ER. Lineage: Eukaryota; Viridiplantae; Streptophyta; Magnoliopsida; Sapindales; Anacardiaceae.
AAAACCCUCAUAAAUUUUCCCUUCGCUUGGGAGGCGUUUAUCAAUUAAAUUUACUGGUGGACCGUCGACGUCUCCCAUCAGGCUCUCCUUUUCUUGCUUCUACAUAAAGAAAUUUGAUUGUGUUUGUUUAGAUUCUGAAUUUUGGCCAAUUUUGUAGAUUGGCUAUUUUAUAAUGUCCAAGUUAACGGAAAGGAUGGAGCAAUGGAAGAUUGAACUAGACCAAUUGUUGCAACAAGGAAUUGAAUUUGCUCGUCAAAUUCCCCCGACUCAAUUAUAUGCUGCUGUCGGCGUUUUGAUCUUUACCACCAUUCUUUUGUUCUUUAAAUUAUUCAAACACUCAAAAUCUAAUACCAUUGUACUAACUGGGCUAAGUGGGAGUGGGAAAACAGUUCUGUUCUAUCAGCUUCGGGAUGGUUCUUAUCACCAGGGUACUGUUACAUCAAUGGAACCAAAUGAGGGCACUUUUGUGCUGCAUACUGAAAUUACCGAGAAGGGCAAAGUAAAGCCUGUACAUCUUGUUGAUGUUCCUGGGCAUUCCCGUCUCCGACCCAAAUUAGAAGAGUUUUUGCCUCAAGCAGCUGGCAUAGUGUUUGUUGUGGAUGCUUUGGAAUUCUUGCCAAACUGCCGUUCAGCUUCAGAAUACCUGUAUGAUAUCUUGACAAAGUCGAUUGUUGUAAAAAAGAAAGUUCCAGUUCUCAUCUGUUGUAACAAGACAGACAAAGUGACGGCACAUUCCAAAGAGUUUAUCAGAAAACAACUGGAGAAGGAAAUUGAUAAGCUACGAGCAUCAAGAAGUGCAAUUUCAGAGGCGGAUGUCACCAGUGAUUACACUCUGGGGAUGGCAGGAGAGGCGUUUGCAUUCUCUCAGUGCCAUAACAAAGUUACAAUGGCAGAAGCUUCUGGUUUGACCCGGGAAAUAUCUCAGAUAGAGCAGUUUAUUAGGGAGCAUGUGAAACCCUAGGUGGCAGUUAUGCCAUAAGAUAAAAAUUUAGGAAGUCUAUGCUACAAGUACAGCCUCAUUCAUUUUCAAAAGAGAGAAGGGAGGUUGAAGAAACUUACUUAUUAGUAGGAUGGAGAAAAGAGUUAUGGGGAUAAAGUAGAGAAACCUAGUUCUGUUGGUUCUAGUGUUUGAGCAGUGGAUUUGGUUAAUGAGAGAUGACAUGGUUUGGUGUUAAUUUAAUUACAACUAAUUAUUUGAUUAAUUGUAUCGAUUCAGUUGUUGUUUCUA